ACCCCAGCGUUUCGUCUUUGUUAAUGCCGGAAUAACAAUGGAAGUAUCCUUUGAACCUGAGGAGGAAGAAGAGCGCCAAACCAGACAAUACAUCGAUGUGGCAGACUCAUCUAGGGUUUCACAGAACGAGAGUGAGAAUCAAAGAGGGUCGUCAGAAAGUGUUUGUUCAUCAUCGUCUUCAGGAUUGCAGGAGGAUAAAGAAUCAUUAUGUUCGAUCUGUAUGGAAGUUUGGACCAACGGUGGCGAACAUCAAGUCUCUUGUCUUCCAUGUGGACACUUGUAUGGAUUUUCUUGCAUCAACAAGUGGUUACAACAUCGACCAAGUUCAGGAAAGUGUCCUCAAUGCAACAGAGCAUGUAGCUUGAAAGAUGUCGUGAAAAUUUACGGAUCAAAGGUUGCUGCAGUAGAUGAUCAAGCACAAAAGAGAAUCGCACUUCUCGAAGAGAAGACUGCGAGUUUGAGUAACAAAGAAGCACAAUGGAGAGAAAUGGAAGCAGAGUUACGAUUAGAACUUAAUAAUCUGAAGAAAAAGAUCUAUCAAGAACGUCAUGGACAUGAACCCUCUUACAGCUUUAAACAUAAGGAAGAAGUGUUGGUUAAUGGUGGUCGUAUAUUCGACAUAGAUGGUGGUAGACAGAUUUUGUUAUUAGCCCGUAGGCUCUCAGGCAGUGGUGGUACGUUUGUGCUUACGCAAAUGAACUUACAUUCGGGUGAGAUUGAAGAUGAUAUUUUGUUGCCUAGUACCUCUAGGGCUAUUAAAGAUCUUCGCCUUUCGCCUCACAAUAACGGGCUUGCGGUAUUUGGUACUCUAGGGAAAAAGUUAUCAGUCAUAAGCUUGGAUAGUCACAACACCGUCUUAUCUUAUGAUCAUCUACCAGCUGCACCUUGGUCUUGUUCUUGGGAUCUCAACAAUUGCCACCAUGUUUAUGCUGGACUACAGAAUGGAAUGGUAUUAGUAUUUGACAUGCGUCAAACGACAGGACCUUUGGCGUCAUUGGCUGGCGUAACAAGCAAUCCGGUUCAUAGUAUCCAUCAUCUCUCUGCUAAUUCCACUCCAACAUCUGAUGUCCGUGCCCUCUUAUCCGCUUCUUCCACGGGGCUGUGUCAGUGGAACAUCAGUGGCAGCGAGGGAUGGUCAACUUUGGUUUCUGUUACAAGAAACCUAGGAAUUUGCAUAGCCUCCUCGUAUUGCCCUCGUAGCAAUCAUGUGGUUGCCUCUUAUAAACGGAGAGUUGAAUCUUCUGAGGAUAGUAAUGGUGUAGAAGGAUUUCAUGUUUGUCUCAAGAGAAGAGGUGAUGGUUCUUAUACUCAGAAACAGUCAUCCACACAAGCUAGAGUUGAUUCCAUCGGUUUUCCAAGAACAGCGAUUAUAGACUUUGGCGAGGAAAGGACACAACUUUUUGCAUCUUAUGAAGAGUCCACUCGUGAGCUCAUCUUGCAAGAUCCUUGGUCUUUUGCUGUCUCUCAACGGUUUGCAUUGUCAAGUCAUCUUCCGCUUCAAGACGUGAAAUACGCUAACCUCAAUGGAUCAGGUCUGCUCGGUCUCUUAACCGAUGAUAGAUUGCAGUUUCUUAGAAGCGAAUCGCCAUGAAAAGGAAAAAGAUUGAUCGUUAUUGUAGGGAUAGAAAAACAGUGUUUGUGUAAGAGCAAACAUAUAUGUAAAGUGACCAACUUCUCUAUCUUUGAAUGCUACUAUUAUUCAAAAAUCUAUAGCUCCAAUAAAUUGUUUAAAGUAAA
Arabidopsis arenosa is the source of this 1737-nucleotide messenger RNA. Lineage: Eukaryota; Viridiplantae; Streptophyta; Magnoliopsida; Brassicales; Brassicaceae. The record is from the annotation of a GenBank genome assembly.